Molecule: messenger RNA, 498 nt
Organism: Trichoderma gamsii
Lineage: Eukaryota; Fungi; Ascomycota; Sordariomycetes; Hypocreales; Hypocreaceae
Exons: 2
Coding region: 1-498 (165 amino acids)
Source: RefSeq, a predicted model, not a curated record
AUGUCUGCCAGCGCCAGAAGCGGAGCGAAACGGCUCAUCAAGGAGAUGGAGAACUGGCGCAAGGAGCAAAAGGACGAAAAGGGCGUGGAGAGGCUUGGGCCGGUGAAUGAGGAUGAUUUGUUUGAGUGGGAGGCGGUUAUCAAUGGCAAGGGGAUUGGAUCUGGAUACGAUGAGGGCCGAUGGCUCAUCAGCAUCCAGCUCUCGACGUCGUACCCGCUGGCGCCCCCCAAGAUGCGCUUCGUGACGCAAAUCAUCCACCCCAACAUUGCGCUGCAGACGGGCGAGAUCUGCCUGGACCUGCUCAAGGACAAGUGGACGCCGACGUACAGCGUGCUGCAGUGCGUGCGCGCGGUGAGGAUGUUGCUGGGAUAUCCGGAGACGGACAGCCCGCUGAACGUGGACGUUGCGGCGCUGUUGAGGGGCGGCGAUGUCGUGGGGACGCGCAAGUUGGUGCAGUAUUGGUGUUCUGAGCCGGAGGGGCGGUAUGAUGGGCCUUGA